Erpetoichthys calabaricus (reedfish) is the source of this 1176-nucleotide messenger RNA. It is a transcript of the gene dctpp1, whose product is annotated as dCTP pyrophosphatase 1. Gene Ontology annotation, molecular function: nucleoside triphosphate diphosphatase activity. The coding region runs from base 145 to 582 and encodes 145 amino acids. The transcript is spliced from 4 exons. Gene Ontology annotation, biological process: nucleoside triphosphate catabolic process. Lineage: Eukaryota; Metazoa; Chordata; Cladistia; Polypteriformes; Polypteridae. The record is from RefSeq and is a predicted model, not a curated record.
CGACACGGCGGGAGGAAUUGCUGCGUGUGGUACUGCUCGUGGCUGUCAGCUUCAGUGAGGAGCCGAAAGCGGAGUGAAGCUGCUUGUUGGACGUUUCGCUGACAGUGUUGACUUCAGGUGGUUCACUCUUUUUGUCUCUUUCUAAUGGCAAAGACUACAGAACCAAGUCCUACCAUUCUUGAAAAUGGACAGCCAGAGGAGCAGAGAUUCACUUUCAGCCAACAUCCCACUCUUGAAGACAUCCGGAAAAUGCAGGCGCAUUUCACCGAUGAGCGGGACUGGAACCAAUUUCACCAGCCUCGUAACCUGCUCUUAGCUUUAGUUGGGGAAGUUGGCGAGGUGGCAGAAUUAUUCCAGUGGAAAGGAGAAGUGGCCGAGGGACUGCCCGAUUGGUCAGGCAAGGAAAAGGAGCAGCUGUCUCAUGAGCUUAGUGACGUCCUCAUCUAUCUGGUUGAGCUGGCAGAGAAGUGCCACGUUGACCUACCGCAAGCUGUCUUGGACAAGAUGGCUCUCAACAGGCAAAAAUAUCCCGCAAACAAAGUGCAAGGCUCGGCCAAAAAAUACACCGAGUACCAGGAAUGAAAAUGUGGUGUGUGGGAGUAAAGAGACCAACUCUUGGGAAGUCGGUUUUUGACCUGCUUAAAUGGAGGGACGCUGUGCUUUUAUCCCGUGUGAGCGGAAGGUCCACUCGUCUGUCUGUCUGUCUGUCUGUCUGUGCUCUGAGUGGGAACGGCCUCCAGCAGCACUUCCUUUUAUUCUAAUAGUUCAGAAAUGUUCAGUUCCACAAAUUUUUAUUAUAUAUAUUUUUACAAUUUUACUGAUGAGAAUAAUGCAGCGUCAGUUUUCAUAUCAGGGUUGAAUGUAACGGAUGAGGCGGAAACCUUUUAAGUAAGACCUCAACAUGUGUGGCAUUUAGCGAUGGUUUUGUUUUAUAAAUUCCAGUUCCCUUAGUUGCUCUUUGAGAGAGCUGGAGCUGCUCAAGCCUCGUGGAGCGUUUGUGUUGUUUUUAAAAACAAGAAAUCCUUAAAGUUGGAGGCGAGUCGAGUAAAAUGCAAGGCUAGAUAGUUAGAGCUGGCUCUUCUUUGCUGAGUGGCAUAUAUACAGAUGCAUGUGUCCAUGUUGUGUCCAUGUGUAUGUGUAGAUUAAAUGUUUACCUGCCCAGGUCGGCUGCUUAAA